GUAAUAAUCAUCUACCAAUAAUAAUUUUUUGAUUCAAGUUUACGCAAGAAAAAUUUAGUAAUUUUCUCCCAACAGUUGGCAAUACAUUAUUUACUGUACCAAGUUCCAAAUGAAGGCUCUUUAGCCAUUGAAAAACAUGAUCUUUUUGACUUUCCUAUCUAUUAGCAAGGGACGUUACUUAAAAGUGAAGAUUUUUGUGUAUUUAAAUGCCGAAUAAAUGUUCGCACAAUGUUUUGUAAGCAAAAUGCUUAUACACCGAAGUCACUGGAUUCUAGCAGCAUACUUCAAAGAAUUCAUACAAAAACAGGUACGGCCGCAAGGAAACUUAUUUCAAAACAAGACUUCCUUCAGCCAUAUUUUGACGGCGAAUUCAGUGAUGUCCAUUCCAGUAGAAUUGCUCAAAACAUUGAAAGGUAUAUUAAAAUCACGAAGAAGUAUCAGAGAGAAACAAAAUUUUUCGUUGAGGCUGUCUUGAAUAGAAUUUAUUUACUGCAUAAGUACAACUUAAAAGUUGCCGAGGUAACUUUUAAAUAUCCCUUAUCACCAAACUUCACUCAGUUGUUAUUGCGCUACGUCGUCCUAGAGUGUAGCGUAUUAUAUAAAAGAGAACACCACACGCCACGCUAUGAAGCCACCGUACAAGAACGGAUAUUAAGACUCCUGCAGAACGUGUAUAAAUCUUACCUGGAGACCUUAAUUGGCGUGCCGCCGGAAAAACUGCUCAAUGAACGCUGUACGGCAAUUUUAAAUCUGUUCAUUAAGAUUAAAUCGGAAUUCGAGGUUCAAAAUGACCUCAUGGAAAAUAUAGCCAAAAAAUUGUUGAAGAAGAUGGGGAGACUGGAGCAAGUAAACGCGUUGAAGAAGAAAUGCAUCCCGUGUCCGUUGGACACGUUUUUAAGUGAUCCCGCGGUUGUUAACAGUUACAAAAAUAUUAUCACGAGCGAUUACGGAACGGACGACGACUUGAAAAUUGAAGAAGAGAUUAUUCAGGUGGAUCCUCAAAAUGAAGAUGACGAUUCCGUCGAAGAGCCGGACAUAAAGCAAGAUAUAAGCGAGAUUUUACGGGUGUCGAACGGUCUACAUCAAGUUCCCGCAACAAACAGCCAAGUAAAGAAAGUACCAACCAUCUAUAUCGACGACGACAAUGAAGAGAUGAUCGUAUUAGAAGAGGAAAUCGAAACGAGUAGUAAAUCGGCGAGGCGGCAGAGAGCGGAAGAAGAAAACAAAUUAUUGUUGAGGGAGAAACAGUACGAAAUGUUUUCCAAUCACAAGCCGUUUGACGAUAUAAAGCCCUACGUGAAAGACGAGGUUAUCGAUCUAGAUUCCGAUGAAGAAUCCGACACGACCGAAAGUUGUGUGAUCGAAACUAAUACUAGAGUCGCUGUUGAGGUAGUAGUUACAGACGAUGAUGCCGACUCAACUGCCGUUCAACCUCCUAUCGCUUGGGAUUCUCCGAAAGUUAUAAAAAAAUUGAACGAGGAAGAUAUAUUAGAGCUGAGCUCGGAUGAGGACGAAUCGCCUAAAGUUAUACCUAAAGAAGAAGAAGAAGAACUGCUGAAAGACGAAACUGACGAUCAAGCGAAUCGUUCGCCGCAAGCAGUAGGAGAUUCUAAUAUGUCUAACACAGCAAUACACAGAUUUGAACGCACUGUACAUAGCAAUACUUUCGAUAUAAAUACUUCGGGCCUUUCUCAGGAAGAAAAUAACAUAAGUGUCGAUAAUUCUACUGAACCCUCGAAUAUGCCUUAUCCAUCUCUAACAGAUACGUUAAUUUCAAGUAGCGAAGAAACUCUUGCUACGCAACGUGAAAAUGUCUCGAUAGAAGAACAACCGUCUAACGACAGUGCUGAAGGAAUUCAACAGGGAAUAAAACUGGAACUAGAUACGCCUAAAGAUAAUCCGGAUAAUCAAGAGAGAGCAGACAUAGAAAGUGAAAAGAAAUUAACGUGUGAUGAACUACAAACUGUUGCAGCACAUCGUGAAAGUACAGAAAAUUCUGAGAAUACGUCAAUCGGAAAUGAAAUAGUAAAAAAUGAAACCGAAAAUGUGACCGAAGAGAACAUUGAUCUAAAUAUGGAAAAUGGUAAAACAUUAAACGGCGAACCUGAACCAAAAUCUGAUGAAUUGCAUGUCAUUAAAUCAGUUGAGGAUCCGUCAAAAAGUCUUUUAGAAAAAGACCCAGUUAAUGAAGCUGGAACGUCAAUAAAACCAAAAGGCAUUCAAACAAACUCAUUAUUAACCGAAGGCAAGUGCCCGCCUUUAAGUAACGAAGAGAAUCUUGUGUCACAAUGUAAGAACAUUGAGCAAAAUGAAAUUGAAGACUUAAAAAACUCGUUAUUGGACCAGAGAGAAGAUGAUGAAAAUACUUCGAUGGAACAGAAGAAAGCAAACGACUCCGAUAACAUUCUAGAAGCAUCCGAAGUCGAAGAAGCUUUAUUGGAAAAUGAAAAUAUCGAUACAAGGCUUACAGUUAGUCAUUCUUUGGAGGCGGCAGAACUCUCGGAUAACAUUGAAAAUGUUAACGUGACAUGUAAUCGGGUACCGUCGGGUGUAAUUGACGAUACAACCGCAGCUGAAAGUACGGUGUCAAGUACGGACGAAGCAAAGGAUGAACCUGUCAGUAGUCGAGGAGAAAGUAUGAAUUGGGAUGAGAAAAAUGACGAUUUAAGGGAAAACGAGUCUCUUGAUCAGUCAAAUACAGAUACGGAAACAGUUAAUGAAACUCAGACUAAAGCUGCUGGGGAUCAAGCGGAAGAGGAUACGAGUUCGAUCGACAUGUCCCAUUCUAAAGAACAAACACCCUCAAAUAUGGUGCAGGUGCAAGAAGAAAUUGUCGGGAAGCGUACAGAAGUGGAUGUUGAUCAGCAGAAUAGUGGGUGUAUCGAAAACCAAAAUGUGGCAGAAAAUGAAACAAUAACUGAAGCGAACGUGGAACCAGACACGAAACGUCUUGAGGAGGGAAACGUUAACACACAUUUUGAAGAUGCCGAAAUUAUAGAUAGAAAAAAUUCAGGAAAUGAAAAUCUUGAUCGGGUUAAUGAGACAGGAAGUGUUUCAGAUGAAACUGAAAGUGGAACAAAGGAGCUUUCAAAUGUCUUCGAAGGUGAAGGAACAUCAGAAGACAGACAUAAAGAGCAGCCUGAAGGGAAUAAAGUUUCUGAAGAAUGUAGCGAUGCAGGGGACAAUACUACUUCGGAUCAACCGUUCAAGCCUUCUAGUAACGAAGUAGAAGAAUUGAGUGAAGGAAUGGAAGAAAUAAUUGAAGGAUCCGAAGAUGUUGAAGAUGCAGUAGUCGAGGCUCCUAAUAAUGAAAUAAUAGACAAGGAGGCAGAGCAGAUAACUGAGGAACCAACUGAAAAUUUCCUAGAUAAGAAAAUUGUUGACGAUGUUGAAGAUGCAGUAGUCGACGCUCCUAGUAGUGAAAUUAAAGAAGUGGAACAAAUAAUUGGAGAGCCAACGGAAAAUUUCCUAGAUAAAGAAAUUGUUGACGAUAUUGAAGAUGCAGUAGUCGACGCUCCUAGUAGCGAAAUAAUAGUCAAAGAGGCAGAGCUGAUAACUGAGGAACCAACUGAAAAUUUCCUAGAUAAGGAAAUUGUUGACGAUAUUGAAGAUGCAGUAGUUGACGCUUCUAGUAGUAAUAUUAAAGAAGUGGAACAAAUAAUUGGAGAACCAACGGAAAAUUUCCUAGACAAGAAAAUUGUUGACGAUAGUGAAGAUGCAGUAGUCGACGCUCCUAGUAGUGAAAUUAAAGAAGUGGAACAAAUAAUUGGAGAGACAAUGGAAAAUUUCCUAGACAACAAAAUUGUUGACGAUAGUGAAGAUGCAGUAGUCGAGGCUCCUAGUAGCGAAAUAAUAGACAAAGAGGCAGAGCUGUUAACUGAUGAACCAACUGAAAAUUUCCUAGAUAAGAAAAUUGUUGACGAUAGUGAAGAUGUAGUAGUCGACGCUCCUAGUAGUGAAAUUAAAGAAGUGGAACAAAUAAUUGGAGAGCCAACUGAGAAUUUUCUGGUCAAAACGACUGUUGACGAUGUUGUGGAUGCAGUAAACGAUACCACAAAUGAUCACACGGAAAGUACGUUAACCGAAGAAGGUUUAAACUUACAAACUAAUGAAGAGAACAUCGAAAUGCAAGAAGUAUUCCAAUUUCGGAACACCGAGCAUGAAAUCGUAAUAACCGCUGAAGAUGUGGGGCAUUUCGAACUAAUCGAACAAGAAGUUCCUAAAACCAAUGAUAUACCAACGGAAGAACAAUAUGGGAAUGAAAAAAUUACAAAGGAAGUGGAAGGUUUCCCAGAAAAUGCAUAUGUAGGCCCUACAUCUCACGAAACUGAAAUAAUUCAUUUUGAAGCGGCAAAAAGUAUCGAACCAAAUAUUACUGAAGAAAUUUGUUAUGGAAAAUACAAUGAGUCACCUUUAAUAGACGACUUGAACAUUCAAAAGGAAGAAAUUAUAACGGAAGUUCAUACCUUGGAUCUAGGCAUUCCGGAAGAAUUUGUCAUAAACGGAAGUCAUUCCCAAAUCGUACCCGCACCUAUAGAAGUGGAAUUACCUUUAAUGAAAGCGGAAAAAAUCGAAAAGGGGAAUACAGUCACGAACAAUCAAAUUAUACCCAAACAAGUUGGUCAACAUUUGGAAAUUUGUGGCAUCCCCGAUGACAACACGUAUUUAGACAUACUGGCGACUGUAGCUACGGAGAUGUCACGUCAGGACUUAUUGAAAAAGAAAAAAGCACACAACGAACGGAGGAAGAAACAGUUUAAUUUAAAGGCCAAAAUCGAACGUGUGCAAGGAAGACGCAACGCCAAGAUCAAAUCGAAGGUAGAAAAACGUGUUACCAGAAGCGCCCUUACAAAGAAGAAAACGGAAGUGUACCUCGAACCCAAGUGUAAACCGCACGAUUUCGUUUUUACCAACGAUUCCGGAGCCCCUCCACCAUCCAACAACAUCUACACCCAAAAACUUUCAGAAAUUCCCUUGACCAGCGAAGAUAGCAACGAUAGCGAAGGGAUUCUGUUGAUCGAUGAAGAUAUCGACGUAAAGAGCAACAAACCUAACCUCCCUCGAAUGAAAAAGUUGUCCUGCUACGACGAGGAUACCAUGGAGGAAAAUCUAAUCUUCCGUUACGAACCCAAAGUGCAAGGUACGGUUUUGAUAAGCAUCCCGGACACGUAUCAAGGAAAUUUCGAGUUUCUAACGCAGAUCGAGCAGUUGGACAACUGUUCUAGUCACCCGUUUGCUAACGUUCCGAAUUCGCAAAACGAUAUUUUCCCUGAGGAGAAAACUUACUUCGGCGAUUUGCCUUCCUCGAAAAACAGCCAGAAACCAGAAAACUCGAUUUUAGAGAAGAAAAAUCACAAACCGUUCAGGACCAAAGCUGAGCAAAAAGAUUACGACAAAUUCUCCCUAAAGCCGUACGUGAGCAUCGAAAGAUUAAACAUUACGACCAAGAAAGAAGAAAAACACAGACACGGUAGAUCGAAAAGUUUCGAAACGGGGAUAACUACCGAUAAGUCGACGGUAUGUGAAGUAAACAACGAUGUUCUGAAAAAUGAGCCCACAGAAGUAUUUAAAGAUGAAAUUAAUAAUUUACCUACAAAAAUAAAGGCGGAGAGUAAUACGGACGAGACAAAUCGUGAAGAUAGUGAUGAUGACAUCCCUUUACUGCAGAGGACUCUAUUCGAACUCAAGCAAACGAAAAAAUCAGUGACUAGCCCGAAAUCUGUACCUGAAACAAAAAAAGGAAAGUCGGAUCAAAAAACUAGCUUUGAUAAAACUACGAAAGUGAAAAGCGGUGUAAAAUCUAAAACAAAACCGAAGAAAACUCACGUUGACGUAAAAGAUGACGCUAAACGAUUACCGAAAAAACUGAUUAAUGAAGAAAAAACGACUAACACCUCGUCACAGAACGACGUUCCUGUAGUUGCUAACCUUCCACAAACAUCAGUACAUCCGACCGUCCCACUUGCCGAUAUGGUAGAAAAAGAUAUUUGUCACGCAGGCUCAGAACCUGAGACGGAUAAAAAUAACACUAACGAGCCCGUACCGAAAAGCAAUCAACAAAUAAAAAGUGACGGACCCAGUUUUGAGGAAUUCAUGAAGAGUUCGAACACAAAAUAUUAUACGACGCCGAAACUGAGAAGAAAAUCGGUAUCAAAACACAAUUUAAACAGAAACGAUAUCAAAUUUGAAGGCACUAAACAAGUUAUUUUCAACGCCGAUAAGAAAUACUACACUCCCCCGAAGCUCAGAAGGAAAUCCAUGGUAGAAAAUGAGAACGGUACAGACACGAAGAAAAUUACACCGAAACAAUUGAAAGUGUCCACGUCGAAAGUCGAUAUACUUUCCAAAUGCAAGAAUACCAUAUCUCCAACGACUGAGAAGUUGAAAAAGAAGCUGGAAAUUGAUUUUAAGUUGAACUGCACCGAAUUAUCCGCAGAAGAGACUCGUGAAAAUGGAGAUGGCGAUCACAUCCCGAGUCAAGAGAUAGCAAAUUCUGAUGUUACUGAAACUACGCCUGUAGAUUCACCUGAAAUUGAAAAUCAGUUGAUACGUGAUGUGAACGAUACUAAUAAAAUACCUGACGUAAGUGAACAGAAUAUACAUGAAAAGGAAACAGAUAAAGACCUUCCAGUAACUCAAACAAAUAUUUCUGAGACAACCGAGUGUGAAUUAAAUACGAACCCAGAGAACAGUCAAGGUCCUGAUACCUUAACGGAUAGAAAAGAAUCAAAACCUUCUAAUGAAACAGAAGAAAUAUUAACUGUAGCUUCUAAAUUCACUCCACCGACAAUAGAAAAUCCAACAGAAGAUAUUCAGGAAGCAGAAGUAGAAAUUUGUAAAACAAAAACAGUUGACGUAUCAAAAACACAGAGCGAUUCUGAAAUGAAUAAGAUUCAGGACAGUGCAAGUAACCAGAGUGGAACUGGAGCGAUCGAAAACGUUGAAGGGACAUCUACUUCUGGGUCUAGUGUCACCGUAGACAAAUUAAUUGAAAACGAAGAAAACCUGGAUGACUUGCCUCUGUCAAAGAGAACUUCUAUGUCUUCCCAUCACGUAUUGAAGGAACCAGAAUUUAAAACUGAAAUGAAACCCCAUAGAAAGAGUCUAAAAAAGACCGCUUCUGAUAUCGAAUCAAAUUUUGAAACGGAGAACAAAAAACAACAGAAUAUACCAAAAACAGAUACCGACAACAUUAAAAUUGGACUCGAAAAUGAAACUAUUCCGAAAUUUAAGACAAAACGAACAAAAGAGCCACAAAAACAUAUCCCCAAUGAAAUUAAACUUCCAGAGCAAGGGUCCUGUACUAAAAAAGACAAUGAACUGACAAAAUCGGAAGGAAAAACCAAAAGCCAGAAAGUCAGUAAAGUAAAAUCUGGUAAACUAUCGAAGAAACAUAAGAAUAAAAUUGAAAAUAACAAGAAAGAAACAAGCGAAACAAAAACAGGAUUAUCAGGAGAGUCGCCAAAGAAGGUCAACGAUAAAACAGAAAACGUGGGGCUAGACAUAAAAAAUAAGAAUAUUUCCUCACGGUUAAUAGAAUCGAUAAACCUAAAGGAAAUGUCUGAAGAGCCGAUAGAUAUAUCUGCAAAUAAGGAACAAAUCGAGCCCAAUUCAAGUCAUCUAUUGAGCAAGGAAAAUUCUGAUUCUACUGAGAAACUGGAAGGGAACAAUAGUAAAGAUGUCUUAACCGAGCAAGUGAAAGAUGAAGGAUCAAAAGCAACUGACAAAACUGAAAGCGACGUACAAGCUGACGCUGAGCUUGUAUUAGGAAAGUCGUCUUCUGCAUCAGGAGACAGUAUCUCUAAAGAAGAGAAUGCAAACGAUAAGUUGUUGGGGAACUCGACAGAACCAACGUCUCGGGACAAUCAAUUCAAAGAUCAAUCUGAUCAGCUUGCAGAAAGCAAAGACGAUAAUAACUCAGGAUUCAGUUCGUCCGGAUUGUCUUUAAAAAGUAAAGACACAAAUAAUGACCACCACAUUCCUAGGAAGAAGAAAAAUCCCGAUUGUCGUUUAAAAAAAUUACCUAACAGAACCUUAAAAUCGAUAAAGACUAAAACUAGCCUUGUAGACAAGGUUUUACCUGAAAACAGAAUUGACGUUCUAGAAAAUUGUAACGUUUUAACAUCUGUUAAAACUACAAAUAACUCUGCACUGAAAAAUGAUGUACAUGGAAAAGGAAAUAAAGUAGAAAAAUGCAAAAAGGAUAAAAAGAGAACAUUUCAUGGGAAAACCGAAACGAGUAAAAUGAUGGAAAAGACCAAACAGAAGGAGGAUACUGAGGCAAUUAAAGACAAAGCAAAUAAAACCGAAAGUACUGAUAUUUCACAAAUUAAUAGUACGUUAGGGGACCAUUUAACUGGAGUACCAUUAACAGUUGUGUCUGAAGAAAUUGUUGAUAGUAGCGAUUACAAAGCAAAUAGCAUAGAAAGACCAAACGCAGAACUGGGCUUGGAUGAACAUGUCCAAAGAGUCGAGGAAGAAAAAAUGGAGGAAAUGCCUGAGAUAGAUGAAAUAUCAGUUUCAGUGGACACUGAUGUUAAAGAAAUCAUUUCUAUGGUGGAUCAUGAAUCAGGAUUGGACGUGCCUGCUGAAAAUCCACUGGAUAUUGAACCAUCUCGUACUAAUCAAGAGAUUUCUGUAAUAAGCGAUGAACCAAAUGCUAAGGUACCCACAGAUAAACCUGUUGAGGAUCCAAUGGAAGACGAGCAUCCUUCUGAUAUUAACGAGCAAGUUCUAUUAUCAAAUCAAGAACCAGAUAGUAAACCACGGGUGGAUAUAUCAGUUGAUAUUCCAGUACAACGUGAACAUUCUUCCGAGGACAAUGGAAAUCGACAUGUGGAAAAUAAUGUAGUUGAAGAAACUGGGAAUUAUCCAAAAACAAUUCCAUUAGAGGAAGUUUCAAAGGAAGGAAACAGUUCGACGGAUAAAGCAAUGGAAAUUUCAGAUUUUAACAGUAACAGCAUGUUUCAAGCCACAGAAUGCAAAGAAAAGUACGAUGACAACAACAAAAAUGAUGGAAUGUUAAAUGAACAAUCUCAGAAACCUGUUUGUGAAGAUAAAAAUGCAGUACUGGAUGAAGUAGAUGAAGAAAUAGCACUGGAAGAAAGAUGUGAUGAUGGAAAUGUACAUCAAUUUGUGGAUUCUAAAGCUGAUAACGCCCUAGAUAAAAACUUGCAACUAGAGACGGAGCAGCAAGUGAAGAAACAUAUUGGUGAAGACGAUUUCGAUACCACCGCUGCAGUUGAAGACACUGUGGUUGAAAGCGUAGAAUCCCAAGAUGAAAAACUGGAGACUGUGCCAAUUUCUGAUCAAGAACCUAAAGAGAUUGUCAAGGAAAAGGGGUCAAGUCUUUUAACGGAAGUGGAAAAAGAAAAUGAUUCACCUAAAUCUACCGAAACCGAGGAUAAAGGACUACAAAAUUCACAGGAACUUUUUGAACACAGUGGAUCACAAAAGAAAGAUCAGUUAACAGACUUAAAAGAUGAUUCUGUGAAAGAUAAUUUGGAAAAUAAACAAAUAUGUGACAAUAAUGUGACUGAUAUAAAGGUUAAGAAUAUCGAAGAAGCUUCCAAUGAAUGUACUCCUGCCAAAUCUGCAAAUGAAAGAUCAAAUGUAACAAUGCCUGUAAAUGUUGCACCUAAUGUAUCCGUCAAAAAGGGGAAGAGGAGAAACAAUACCUUGAGCGAAGAGGAAGCGUGUACCGAAAAGAAAUCAAAGCUGUCGGAAAUAAGGAUCGACGUAUCCUCCGGUGGAGUUCAAGACUUCAGUACGAAGAGUCCAAAAUUGCAUUCUCCUCUGUCUACAUCGCCCAGGAAAAAAGACAAGAAGAGCAUCGAAUGUAUAAUUAGUCAACUUAAGGAAGAGAAAGGGAACAGUGGGGAAGCGAAAGAGGAAUUAGUGAAAUCGGCGAGCUCGCCGGUUGUCAUAGACGUUGGAUCGUUGAAAAAGAAACUUUUACAGAAGAUCAAAGGUCGCAACUCGUUCAAAGGGUCUCAGAGUGGGCAACAAAAAAGUGACAUUGUAAUAAGCAAAGACAAAACCGUUUUGGAUAGUGAAUCUGUGCAUACAGACGCAGCGGUGGUUCCAGUUGAAUCUGAUGCCACAGAAGUCGAAAAUGGAAGUAGCAUUGUACUUACAAAAGAAUUCCCUACUACAACUGUCAUUUCCAGCGAGGUAAAACAUAAUAUCGCUGAGGAACAAGCCGACGAAGUACCUUGCAAUGAAGACAGUGCACCAAAUGUACAAGAGUCUGAAAUGAAUGAAACAGAAAAUGCUAGGAGGGAAACUGAGCUUGUGGAAGUAGGAAAUGAUAAUGUCCAAAAUUCAACUUUAGCGGAACCUGUAAUAAUUACGAAUAAUUCUGUUAAAGAUAAUUUGGAAAACUCCUCAAUGACCUUGGAAGAAUCGGAAGUUAGCGAAGUUCGACACGAACAUUUUGACAGUCCUUCAGUAAAAGAUACGGAGGACGAAAUUACUGUAAAAGAUCCUCCUGCAACAGAUAAAGAAUCAAAGGAACCCAUUUUUUCAUGCACUACCGAUAUAAGUGGAGUCUUUAGCGACGAUAACGAGAAUAAAUCCGUUAUUGAAAGCGAAACAUCCAACGCUAUUAAAGAAACUUCAGAAACCGCGGAUUCGUCUCCAUUAAUAAAGCCUGACAACACUUCUCGACAAUCACCGGUUGAAAUUCUCUCCGAGUGUAUGCCCUUAACUGUCGCCGAACAGACGAAACAUACUGAAAAUUCAGUCGUGAUACCGAUUUCAAGCUGUUCACUACCCAUGGACACUUCGAAAAACUUGAAAGAUAUCGAUUCAUUCGAUCAACCCAAAAAAUCAUUCUCCAACAGUUGCUUAGAGAUUUCACCAAACAAAUCCAUAGAAUCCGUUAAUUCGUGCGUCGAAGACUUUGAACCGGCCAACGUGGACUCUAAUUUACUCAACUUGUGCGAUUUAAUGCUACACGUGGAUUCCGUGGGGAAUGUGACCCGUCGCAUAGAGGAGAGCGUCUCUUCUGAAACCGUCUGUAUGUUGUCGGAUAUAAUCUCGACGACUAUCAGCUCGACGAACAACAAACUGCCUUGCGUGACUUCCGCGACCACCAUCAAAUUCACGUUUCCCGUCACCUCCCAAGCCGACAUUAAGGACCAGCUAAUUCCAAUGAACGAAGUCGAUACAAAGAAGGGUAUUUUCGACGACAGUCCAGUGUCGACGGAAAAACUUCCGCCCAAGAACGGAAGCUGUNACACUUCUCAACAAUCACCGGUUGAAAUUCUCUCCGAGUGUAUGCCCUUAACUGUCGCCGAACAGACGAAACAUACUGAAAAUUCAGUCGUGAUACCGAUUUCAAGCUGUUCACUACCCAUAGACACUUCGAAAAACUUGAAAGAUAUCGAUUCGUUCGAUCAACCCAAAAAAUCAUUCUCUAACAGUUGCUUAGAGAUUUCACCAAACAAAUCCAUGGAAUCCGUUAAUUCGUGCGUCGAAGACUUUGAACCGGCCAACGUGGACUCUAAUUUACUCAACUUAUGCGAUUUAAUGCUACACGUGGAUUCCGUGGGGAACGUGACCCGUCGCAUAGAGGAGAGCGUCUCUUCUGAAACCGUCUGUAUGUUGUCGGAUAUAAUCUCGACGACUAUCAGCUCGACAAACAAUAAACUGCCUUGCGUGACUUCCGCGACCACUAUCAAAUUCACGUUCCCCGUCACCUCCCAAGCCGACAUUAAGGACCAGCUAAUUCCAAUGAACGAAGUCGAUACAAAGAAGGGUAUUUUCGACGACAGUCCAAUGUCGACGGAAAAACUUCCGCCCAAGAACGGAAGCUGUUUGUUUUCGCUUAACGAACGAAUGGACGAUGCCAGCUCUAGGACGCUGUCAUCCUCGAGUAUUUCGUUGAAUCUGCAGGAAGUCGACUUUAGCAAGAUCCCCAUUGAUAGCAGCCAGGCUUUCGAUUUAAUUUCCCCGAAUUCCAUGAUCCAAACUUCCGCCAGGAAUAACUUCAUAAAUGAAAUACCCGGCGAUAAUGAAGUUAGCGGCAUUAUGGAAACCAGGAGUUCUAAUACCAUCGAUCAUAACUACACGAUGGAGCCCCUGGGUGGUCCCCUGUUAAGCGGAAGACCAGAGGAGGAACACAUUUUCUCUUCGGCUUUUAACAAGAAUCUAGUGGAUUCGCCAGGAGAAUUCCCUCUGAACGACAAUCAACUACCCAGCGAAUUGAGCGAAUCAGACGACACAUACAAACUGAACCUAGACAACGAGUACGCGGUUAAAAAUUUAGUGAUGCUGGGCGGACAAACGUCGGACGUAAACUCCUUUCCGUUGUCGAACUAUAACUUGUCGGAUAUCGAGAGGAUGAAUCUCAUCGAAGACAGCAUAUCCAACUCGGAAGACAACAGCAACAGUUUGGACACGGCCAGUUUGGUAACGUCCAUGGACCACGAAUCGAGGGACAUCCCCAGUAACGUGACUGCUUGGACUCAGUUCAUAACCGACGAAAGUUCAAAUCAAAGAGGUACGGUUCUGUCCUGCGGGCCCCGUCUUACUUCGCCCUUUUCUAUUUCCCAAAACGACAUAAUUCGGCCCGUCACUCUAACCGCUCCUUGUUUCGAUGAAGACACCCUGUUGAAGGAAUCUCCCGGCGCAGAAUUAAAAAUGCCCGUCAAAGGUUCUUUGGGACUGAAGGAAAACGAUCCUUGGGCACGAUUUAUAGCCAACGAAAAUCGGACUCAAAAAGUCGUCGUUUUACCAAACGAGCAGUACCUUACGUCGUCAUUUCCGAUUUCUCAGAGCGAUUUCAUAAGUCCCCGUGUCGAUAACGAAAUAAUACUGGAAGAGACGUCUGACUUAAAUCUGGAUAACGAACAAACUAGAUUAGAAACGUCUAAAGAUGUGAAAAAAACGACCGGCGCAGAUGUUAAAAUUGAGCAAACCAACAAAUCGAACGUGAAGAGAAGUAAAAAGCCAAAGAAAGCGACUCAGAAGGAAGUACCGCGUAACGACGACUUUCUCCCGAAGAGAACGUACAGUCGGACUGUUUUAAGGGCGCCACUCAAGAAAAACGUGUCAAUGACAAGUGUUUCACCCCCUCAGUGCCAAUGCCGGUCCUCUUCUUCGGGCAUUGAGCUAUGCUGGCUUCCCGCUGACUACCACGUCGUCGAUCUGCUGCGUGCCAUCUAUACGACAUGGAUGGAUCCCCUAGCUUUUAUUUGCUUCUACCCUUCUGUGAAAUUUUCUUCUCGAAACUUCUUUACNGGUAAAAAAUCGGACGUCCAAAGUGCUCCCGAGCUUACAAAACAAUGGAAAGACCCAACAAAGUUGCUUACCGACGUUUCAGAAGAGAAACCAGCACAGUUGUUAAUCGACACGACGGAUAAAAUACCGGACGUUCACUGCAACAUCGCCGAACUCGUGAAGUUCCGAAAAAGGGGCGUCAACAACAAAUAUUCUAAUAACAACUCCCCGUCACCCGCGAAGGAAUUAAGAUCUGAAGCGGGGAAAUCCAAGAAAAUACCAGAAAAACCGUUGACGUCCGCACCUAAACCGGAAUUAACACCGCAAGAGCCUAAAGGCCAGCACAGGGACCAGAAGAGCCCCACCGGUCACUUAUUAUUAGCUAAAUCGUACACCCCGAAACAUGAGCCCGAGGGCAGGACGCCCCAAGCUCAAACUAAACCCAGCGUUAAGGAAAACAAAUUAGAAACGGUUAUUGCCGCGGAAAAUAAAUCCCACGCCGCCUUGCCGCAGCCUUGUCAAAGUAAAUCCAACCACUCGAUAGAGAGCAUUCUGAACAAGGAACCCAAGUCGAGCACGAGCUACCUAACCGGGGGUUUAAUUAAGGACUACAAGUCCUUGAAGAGCCAAGGAGUGAAGAGAACGUUAACGACCACAGGAAACGACGGAACGCAAAAGAAACAGAUUAAAGUAAAUUAUCCCGAACAACGACAAUCGGACAACAACAUCGACAAAACGUUCGAUAACCUCCUCCAGCAGGGAAACGUCAACAAACUGAUACUCCUGAGGGUGACGGAGGACAAUAAGCUGAAGCCGGAGAGGAAGUACAGCCCAUCGUUGAAACCGGGCGGCAGUCAAAAUGCGAGUAACCUACCUGUCAGGUCCCGCAGCAAGAGUAAGGAGCUGAACGAGGCUACCAAGAAAGAAAUUGAAAGGAGAACUAGCCUGCUGAUGAAACAGCACGGUAAAAGGGACCUCGAGGCAUUCGACAAGUUGAGGAUGGACAGGGGUAGCCCGUCGGUGAAACUAGACGGUAGGAGUAAGGAACAGAAGGAAUAUAAUAAACACAGCUGGUCGAGGGAGGGCGGUAGCGGCAGGACCAAGACCCGGGAAGAUUCAAGGUCGUACGGUUCUCUCAGAAGCGACAAAGGACGGGAUCAGUACCAUUCCGAUUAUAAUAGGAGGAGGGAAGCGUAUUAUUCUGAUCACGUUCGGGGGAAAGAGGGGCAUUAUUCCGGGCACGGGGGGCGGAGGGACGGGCAUCACUCGAACCAUCCUCGGUCGAGAGAGCACCACUUUGAGCACGGCAGCGGCAGCGUACCUCGAAGUUCUGGUUCGGCGCACCCGGCCGGCGGAAGGUCCUCCAACGUAUCGGGGUCCUACUAUAAGUCCGCUCACGUGAACCAAGGCGAAGAGCAAUCCUCUCACCCGGGUUCCCGGCACAGCUCGGGCCCUUACACGAAAAGGGGCGCCACCCUGACGGAAGAGAAGCAAAACGAACUUUUAAACGCACUCCGCGACAUAGUCCAUAAACAGUUAAAUAAUAGCGGUCUUAAGAAAAGCAGCGCCGAAGAAGAUAACGCAUGGAUCGACAAGCUGAAUCAGUUCUACGAGACACCCCAGUUUAUUCCACAGCCUUCGAGUCCCCCAAGUGAUCACAAAUAGUAGAACGUCUGUUGGGAGUGUACCAUGUAUAAAUAUAGAUAUUUGUCGGAUAGUUUUACCUGUAAAUACUUAUUUAUUAGUCGUGUAUAUACGUUAGUUACAAAAUUAAAGAUGAGCGAGUAUGUGAUUGAACAGUUUUUAAAUAGUUUUUAAGGUAACGAGUAUUUGUACAUGUGACGGUUCUCGAUUUUUAAAUUCAUAUUUAUUAUUUUAAUCCGAGUUUUAAUCAGUGAUCUUGUCGAUUCGUAUUUAUAAGUUUGUAUAUUGUAAAUAUAAUUGUUAAAAAAUGAUA
Messenger RNA from Anoplophora glabripennis (Asian longhorned beetle), 15181 nucleotides. Its product is annotated as titin homolog. The transcript has 14 exons. Bases 229 to 14889 code for a protein of 4886 amino acids. NCBI's taxonomy places the organism in Eukaryota, Metazoa, Arthropoda, Insecta, Coleoptera, Cerambycidae. The record is from RefSeq and is a predicted model, not a curated record.